Molecule: messenger RNA, 1311 nt
Organism: Ophidiomyces ophidiicola
Lineage: Eukaryota; Fungi; Ascomycota; Eurotiomycetes; Onygenales; Onygenaceae
Exons: 4
Coding region: 1-1311 (436 amino acids)
Biological process (GO): proteolysis
Molecular function (GO): metallodipeptidase activity
Source: RefSeq, a predicted model, not a curated record
AUGUCCCACCGCGCUGAACAGCAUUGCGCCUGGCGCUGGCGUGCCGGGGCUGCCCUGGCUACCCUGUUGCUGGCCCCGGCGCUGGCCUCGCCCGCUGCCGCCAGCCCGGCCACGUCCCAUGACGACUAUCGCAAGCGGGCGGAGUGGAUUUUGAGGACCACGCCGCUCAUCGACGGCCACAACGACCUCCCGUACUUCAUCCGCAAGUCUACCAAGAACCAGAUCUACGAUGGCAAACUACCCUUCGAGACUGGCCUGUCGGGUCACACUGACCUGAAGCGCCUCCGUCAGGGCAUGUUGGGCGGCCAGUUUUGGAGCGUGUAUACGCCAUGCCCGAACCCCUUGGUUCCCAUUGAUGAGCCUACGUGGUCCGUCAGAGACACUCUCGAGCAAAUCGACGUGACCAAGCGACUCAUUGAGAAGUACUCGGGCGAUCUGCAGUUUUGCGAUAAUGCAAGAUGCGCUACCCACGCCUUCUCCAAGGGGAAAAUUGCCAGCUUCCUCGGCAUUGAGGGCGGCCACCAAGUCGGGAAUUCUCUGGCCGAUCUCCGCCGCGUGUUUGAGCUGGGUGUCCGCUAUAUCACCGUCACCCACAACUGCGACAAUGCGUUUGCUACGGCUCAGUCAACGGUCGGCGCUGGCCUACCUGACGUCGGUUUGAUGAAACCGUUUGGCUUUGAAUUCAUUAAGGAGAUGAAUCGACUGGGUAUGCUGGUCGACCUCUCCCAUGUUUCUCACAACACUAUGAGAGACACCUUGAGCGUCACAAAAGCACCUGUCAUCUUUUCUCACUCAUCCGCCUAUGGUCUUUCCAAACACCUGCGAAACGUCCCCGAUGAUGUAUUGGUGUCCGUCGCCAAAAACAAUGGCGUGGUCAUGGUAACCUUUGUGCCUUCUUUCCUCAAUGUGGAUGCUCCCAACUCCACCAGCAUCGACGAUGUUGUAAAUCACAUCUUCUAUAUUGCGAAGGUAGCUGGGUGGAACCAUGUUGGCAUUGGUGGCGACUACGAUGGAAUUCCGAGCCUGCCAAAGGGCCUUGAGGAUGUUUCAACGUACCCUGCCCUCAUCACCCGUGUUCUCCAAAAGGGUGCGACGACGGAGCAAGUCCGAGGGCUUAUCGGAGAUAAUAUCCUUCGAGUCUGGGCUGAAGUUGAACAGGUAGCAAAGCGCCUGCAGACAUCUGGCGAAAAGCCCAACGAAGCCAACUGGGAAGGCAGAAACUGGACUCGGCCUGCUAAACGCGACUUUACUGACCUAGCCUCUUCUUUCACCGGCCGUAGCGUGCCACUCUCUAACGAGUAUUGUGAUUAA